Messenger RNA from Loxodonta africana (African savanna elephant), 11406 nucleotides. RefSeq names its product BTB domain and CNC homolog 1 (gene BACH1). Gene Ontology annotation, biological process: regulation of transcription by RNA polymerase II. Lineage: Eukaryota; Metazoa; Chordata; Mammalia; Proboscidea; Elephantidae. The transcript is spliced from 6 exons. The coding region runs from base 157 to 2070 and encodes 637 amino acids. Gene Ontology annotation, molecular function: RNA polymerase II cis-regulatory region sequence-specific DNA binding; DNA-binding transcription factor activity, RNA polymerase II-specific; protein binding. The record is from RefSeq and is a predicted model, not a curated record.
GCCGCGGGCAGAGCGUGAGUCACCUGACCGCUGCCCGCGCCGCUCGCUGGGCUCGCUCGCCGCCGUCGGUCGGGCCGCGCCGCGCCUCGGCUCUGGUUUAAUGACAACGAGAAGCAUGCUUUCCGCUGUACUUCCCGACACUGUUUGUUACGCAGAAUGUCUGUGAGUGAGAAAUCGGUCUUCGCCUAUGAAUCUUCGGUGCACAGCGCCAACGUCUUGCUCAGCCUCAACGACCAGCGAAAGAAAGACGUGCUGUGCGAUGUCACGGUCUUCGUGGAGGGCCAGCAGUUCCGUGCCCACCGGGCCAUGCUGGCGGCGUGCAGCAGUUACUUCCACACGAGGAUCGUGGGCCAGGCGGAUGCCGAGCUUAGCAUCACCCUACCAGAAGAGGUGACGGUGAAAGGAUUCGAACCUUUACUUCAGUUUGCCUACACUGCUAAGCUGAUUCUCAGCAAGGACAAUGUGGAUGAAGUGUGCAAGUGCGCGGAAUUCCUAGGUGUGCAUAAUAUUGAGGAAUCCUGCUUUCAGUUUCUCAAAUUUAAGUUUUUGGACUCUACUGCAGACCAGCAAGAAUGCCCGAGAACAAAAUGCUUUCCAUCACACUGUCAGAAAACAGACCUUCAACUUUCACUUUUGGACCAGAAGGAUCUGGAAAUUGACGAAGUGGAGGAAUUUCUGGAACACGAGCCUGUUCCAGCUCCUCAAUGUAAACUCAGCAGGCAUCAGGGAAACGCGAGAGCAUCGCCCCCACUGCAUGACAGCGCCAGCCAGGCGAGCGAGUCCACGUGCUCAGAAAAGGACACUGCUCUGACUUUGCCAUCGUUAUGCCCUAAAUACAGAAAAUUCCAGAAAGCGUUUGGAACUGACAGAGUCCAUGCUGUGGACCCUAGCAUCAAAGACGUUCAGGUUUCUUCCAUUCAGCCAAAUGAGACACCUGAAAAUGAAUGUCUGGGUGGAGUCCAGGACUGUGCAGGUCUACAGGGGAUUUUAAAAUGUGAAGAAAGUAAAAGGCCAGCGGAACAUGAAGAAACGAAGAAGAAAGACUCUGCUUCUGAGUGCCCAGCAGUAAAAGCAGAAGCAACUCCUUUCCCUCACAGUUCUUCCGCAGACCCUCGUGGGCUCUAUUCCCUGUCACUUUUACACACGUAUGACCAGUAUGGUGACUUGAAUUUUGCUGGUAUGCAGAACACAACAGUGUUAACAGAAAAGCCUCUGUCAGGUGCAGAUGGCCAAGAAGAGCAAACGUUUGGUGCAGGUCAGGAUUUACAUUUGAAAUCCGACACUGGUCCCAGGGAAGAUAGUAGCCUGGCCUCUGGGGAUCGCAGCAGUGUGGAGAGAGAGGUGGCCGAACACCUCGCCAAAGGCUUCUGGAGUGACGUUUGCAGCACAGAGUCUCCUUGCCAGAUGCAGCUGUCACCUGCCAUGGCCAAGGACGUUCCAGAACAGAUCUACUCGCAGAAACGGUUCGAGUGUCCCUGGUUGGGCAUCAGGAUCAGUGAGAGCCCAGAACCGGGCCAGAGGACUUUCACGACAUUAAGGUCUGUCAACUGCCCUUUUAUAAGUACUCUGAGUACUGAAGGAUGCUCAACCAACUUGGAAAUUGGAAGCGAUGAUUACGUUCCAGAAGUGCCCCAGGAGCCCUGUCCAUAUGCCUGCAUGAUUAGCUUGGGAGAGGACUCUGAGACGGACACGGAGGGAGACAGUGAGUCCUUCUCUGCCAGAGAACAGGAGUGUGAGGUGAAACUGCCAUUUAAUGAACAACGAAUAAUUUCACUUUCUCGAAAUGAUUUUCAAUCGUUGUUGAAAAUGCACAAGCUGACUCCAGAACAGCUGGAUUGCAUCCAUGAUAUUCGCAGAAGAAGUAAAAACAGAAUUGCUGCACAGCGCUGUCGCAAGAGAAAACUUGACUGUAUACAGAACCUUGAAUCAGAAAUUGAGAAACUGGCCCUGGAACUCAACUCUCAACUUCCAAAAGAUCCCAGCCCUGGAAAACCCUGCAGAGUGCAGCUCUGCUCUGACACACACUGGAUGGCCGUCACCAUGAGUCGGAACCAAGUGGACGGCAACUAACAACCACAGAGUUAAAACAAGCCAAUUCCCAGCCACUAAGCAGCUAUCCCUGGAGCCUUGGUGGUGCAGUGGUUAGAAGCUGGGCUGUUAACCAAAAGAUCGGCAGUUUGAAUCCACAAGCCACUCCUUGGAAACCCUAUGGGCCAGUUCUACUCUGCCUUCUAGGGUCGCUAUGUGUCAAAAUCGACUUGACGGCAACGGUUUUCAACAGGUAAGCAGUUAUCCCAGGCAAAAUUUCGUACCUUGAACUCAGAACCUAGUGCUGCCAAAGACCGUAGCAGAAACUCAGUGGCAUCUGAGAACAGAAAAAUCUCGGUUUCAGCUUCCCCAAGAUGUCAGUUUUGUGAAACUCACAGACUGUGAUCUUAAACUCAGUUGGGAGAACCUGCAGAAAGGCCCUAUGUGUUGAUCAUUUCUGGGGGACAGACUUCACCUUUGCCUAAGGCCCUAAUUUACAUUUCCUCUCCCAAUGAUGGGAAACCCUGGUGCUGUAGUGGUUAAGUGCUAUGGCUGCUAACCAAGAGGUCGGCAGUUUGUAUCUGCCAGGCUCUCCUUGGAAACUCUAUGUGGCAGUUCUACUCUGUCCUGUAGGGUCGCUAUGAGUCGGAAUCGACUCGGCAGCAAUGGGUUUUCUCCCAGCGAUGUAUUCCUGGCACCAAGGACUGACUGAACGAGGCCUCCUAGGGAACGUGAGGAUCCAUAUUCCUGCUUACAGGCGUUUUCGGCCCUGGCCACAGGGCGUGUUUGGAUUGCCUCUAACAAUGAAAUAGGCCCCUGGGUGACGUAAGCGGUUUGCACUAGACUAGUAACCUGAAGGUUGGCGGUUUGAACCCACCCAGCAGAGCCGUGGAAGAAAGGCUUGGUAGUCUGUUUCCACAGAGUUCACAGCCAGGAAAACCCUAGGAAAGCAGUUCUAUAACACGUGGGGUUUCCGUGAAUGGAAAGCAACUCAAUGGUGACCCAGACGUAAGUAAUCCAGAAUCAAUUAUAGACAAGCUACCUAGAUCUAAGGCUAGACCCUCCACCAUUCCCUCCUUGGGUUUGAAUGCUGAGUGGAAUUUGAGGCAGCCAGUGUGGCACUGAGGCCCUGGUGGCAAAGCAGUUAAGAGCUUGGCUGCCAGCCAAAAGGUUAGCAGUUCUAAUCCACCAGCAGCUCCUUGGAAACUCUAUGGGGCUGUUCUGCUCUGUCCUACGGAGUCAUUGUGAGUUGGAAUCAACUCGAUAGCAAUGGGGUUUUGAGGUUUUAAUGUGGCAAUUGCCUUCUCUGAUGGGCAUUACCAGUCCAUUGGAAUCCAGCUGUCUUGAAAACAGUUGUAAAGCAGCAUGUGUGCAUUCCUUUUCCCAGUUAACCCUAAAAGGCCUUAAAGUCUCUUAUUUCCUGGUGAUAUUAUUUUUGCCUCUUGUCAGCUGUAGCCGUGGCACCCCGAGGCUGCUUGUCCUUGCUGAGGUCUUUGUGCUUCUAGGUCUUUGCUCGUAAGGCCGCUGUGCUGCUGGGGGUUAAAGAGGAUGGGCACUCACAUGCCUGCUCCCCAGGAUUUAAUUUUUGCCACACUGCACCCAUUUUCUAAGGCCACCAAGGUGAGGCUUUGUAGAGCUAUUCCUGUCAACUGAAUUUAGGAUCACAGGUAGUAGAUUCCAGAAGGGAGUCAGAAGGGUGGUACAAAUAAUUAAAGCACUCAGCUACUAACUGAAAAGAUGGUGGUUCAAAUCUACCCAGAGGUGUGUCGGAAAACAGGCCUGUCAAUCUGCUUCCCAGAGGUCAUAGCUGCAAUGAUGGACUCAAACACGCCGGCAGUCAUGAGGGUGGCACAGGACCAGGCAACGUUUUAUUCUGUUGUACAUAAAGUCACCAUGAGUCAGAGCUGACUCAACAGCAGCUAUCUAGCUAUCUGUCUACCUUGUACUUAACCACAAAUACUUCUUUUUCCUCUUCCUCGCCUCUGUUACCUGCAUUGUUCUUGAAGCAUAAAUGAAAAAGGAAAAUGGAAAAUAUUUUUUAAAUGAGCACAGUACAUUGCGUUUCCAUUUACACAGUCAUCUUUCAGUAGAUGGUUUUCUUCCUCCUUUCUUAGUUCACGUUUAGUCGCUGUCCAGAAAGUCAGCUGUUUUCUAAAUGUUUCAUUUCCUUCUUUCAGGAGCCUAGACCUAAAUCAUAUCCUUGAUAACAUCUUGAUAUACAGAUUUCUGAGUUGAUGUUAAUCUCUUGCAAGGAAGUCUUGCUAACAAUAACCAGAGUACUAUUAAAUACAAAAAUAUCCACUAUAAUCUGUCUAAAGUUAUAUCUCUUUGUCCACCUCAGAAACUUAGUUUUUUCUUUUUUCUUUUGCCUUGGGCCGUUAAAUUCAAAGGAGUCCCUAGGUGGCACAAACGGUUAAGUGCUUGUCUACCAACCGAAAGGGUGAUGGUUCAAAACCAUCCAGAGGGGCAUUGAAAGAAAGGCCUGGCGAUCUACUUCCAAAAGAUCACAGCCAUUGAAAACGCUGUGGAGCGUGGUUCUACGCUGAAGCACCUGAGGCUGGCAUGAGUGGACGCCACUCGAUGGCAACUGUUGGUUUCGGUUUUGGUUUGGUUAAACUCAGAGACUCUUCCUUUGCCAAAAAGACAUGUCUUGCUUAUUUUGUUUUAAACGAUAGUAAAUGAUGGCUUUAUAUAUGAGGUCUAGGACUAUUGUUUAAUGGUACCUUUAAAAGCAAUUUCUCUGGAGACGGUUUUUUGUUUUUUAACACCAUGUUGGCCUUGUCUGAGCUUUUUGUCUGAUUUUUAGAAGAACUCAAUUCUAUGGCCAGCACCUGACAUUUGAGUGAUCUUAGCCCUGGUGGUGCAGUGGUUAAGAGCUCGGCUACUAACCAGAACGUUGGCAGUUCGAGUCCACCAGCCGCUCCUUGGAAACCCUAUGGGUCAGUUCUACUCUGUCGUAUAGGGUUGCUGAAUUGGAAUCGACUCAAUGGCAAGGGGUUUAUAGAAUGUUUAUAUGGCACAGUGGUUUAGUGCUUGGCUGCUAACCAAGAGAUCGGUGGUUGGUACCCACCAGCUGCCUGGAGGGAGAAAGAUGUGGCAGUCUGCUUCCGUAAAGAUCACAGCCUUGGAAAUCCUAUGGGGCGGUUCUACUCUGUCCUACAGGGUCACUACGAGUCGAAAUCAACUUGAAGGCAAUGGGUUUGGUUUGGUUUUUAUAGAAGGUUUGCAAAAUAUAAUUGGCCAAGAAGUCUUCCACAGCAUUCCUAGUAGUUUCAAUGUUUGCUCCAGCAGCUCUGUCUUGGCUAACCAGAUAAGUGAGUAGCAUCUAGGAGGGGAGCUUUGUGGAAUUAAGAAUGGGGUUUGAUGCUUAUAGGAAUGAGAAGUGGAGCACGUGUAAAUUAAGAGAGAUCUGACUUCUGUAAGGGUAGGAGAAUUUGGCACAUAGGAGCCCUUAAUAGACUGGCCUGUGUUCGCUAGGUUUGGGAGAGCAGACAGCUGCACAUAUACUAAAAAUAGGCUCACUGCAAAGUAUGCACUUCAGGACUAAAGGAAUUGCACAAAUUUGGGCAAGGACGCGGGCCCAGAUCCAAGGCCUUUUAGUAAAGGGACUGUGUGGACGAAUAGAAAGAACAUGGACCUAGAAUUCAGAUAGAUGUAGUUUCAAAGCCUGGUUUUGCCACUUACUGUAUAAAAAAUAGCCAUGGGAAAAUUACUUAGUUUUCUUAUCUGCCGGCCUGUUAUAUCCAAUCUCCUGGCCCUUGAGAUCAAAGUAAGACUGACUCAAACUAUUUACACUGUGAAAAUGCAAAUCAGCAGUUCAACACACUACAUUUCUUGAACACUCUCCUUGAUUUUGGGAGAAGGGAGGGAGUUUUCUGGAGAGUGAAUGUGAAAUGUUAGUGAUAUGGCUGGCUUAGAACCUGCGGUCAUCUCAGCUGACUUGUCACUCGCAUCGUGUUUUACACUUUGUUGGUAGAGACAUAAAUUCCACCGCUUCUUUUAACUCCACCAAAAAAUAAAAAAAAAUUCAUAUACCCCUGAAACCAGACUUUUAUGGUAAACAUCAUUGAAAAUUUGGAAAAUAGUGUGUUUAUAUCAUAGCAAUACAGACAGCUUCAAAGCAAACACUCUCAGAUAGCCCUAUGGUCUCCACACUUCCCCUCCUGUUGGGGAGUUUUGACAAACUGCCAAACUCCUGUUGUGUCUCAGCCCACAUCAUCCCACUUGCCCCUCCCUUUUUCCUCCAGCUCCUGGAUUGCCCCCAGGGACUCCACAUUCUUCUCUUUGGAAUACAUGGAAACAGUUCAGUCGAAUGCCUUUGCAUAGUCAAUAAAACACAGGUAAACAUCUUUCUGGUAUUCUCUGCUUUCAGCCAGGAUCCAUCUGACACUAGCAAUAAUAUGCCUGGUUCCACGUCCUCUUAUAAAUCCGGCUUGAAUUUCUGGCAGUUCCCUGUCAACAUACUGCUGCAGCCGUUUUUGAAUGAUCUUCAGCAAAAUUUUCCUUGCAUGUGAUAUUAAUGAUAUUUGUUCAAUAAUUUCCGUGUUUGGUCGGAUCACCUUUCUUGGGAAUAGGCAUAAAUAUGGAUCUCUUCCAGUCAGUUGGCCAGGUAGCUGUCUUCUAAAUUUCUUGGCAUAGAUGAGUGAGCACUUCUAGUGCUGCAUCUGUUUGUUGAAACAUCUGAUUUGGUAUUCAGUCAAUUCCCGCAGCCUUGUUUUAAGCCAAUGCCUUCGGUGCAGCUUGGAUGUCUUCCUUUAGUACCAUCAGCUCCUGAUCAUAUGCUCCCUCUUGAAGUGGUUGAAUGUUUACUAAUUCUUUUUGGUAUAAUGACUGUGAAUUCCUUCCAUCUUCUUUUGAUGCUUCCUGGGUUGUAUAAUAUUUUCACCAUAGGAUCCUUUAGUAUUACAACUUGAGGCUUGAAUUUUUUCUUCAAUUCUUUCAGCUUGAGAAAUGCUGAGCGUGUUCUUCCCUUUUGGCUUUCUAUCUCCAGGUCUUUGCACAUGUCAUCAUAAUACUUUGUCUUCUCAAGCUGCCCUUCGAAGCCUUCUGUUCAGCUCUUUUACUUAAUCAUUUUUUCCUUUUGCUUUAGCUACUCGACAUUCAAGAGCAAGUUUCAGAGUCUCUUCUGACAUCCAUUUAGGUCUUUUCUUGCUUUCUUGUCUUUUUAAUGACCUUUUGCUUUCUUCAUGUGUGAUGUCCUUGAUGUCAUUCCACAACUCAUCUGGUCUUCGGUUAUUUGUGUUCAACACAUCAAAUCUGUGCUUCAUAGGGUCUGUAAAUUCAGGUGGGAUAUACUCAAGGUCAUACUUUGGCUCUUGUCGACUUGUUCUAGUUUUCUUCAGUUUCAACUUGAACUUGCAUAUGAGUAAUUGAUGGUCUGAAGUUGGCCCCGGUCCUUGUUCAGAUCUUAAUGAAGUGAAUGCAGUCAAGCUUUCAGGAUCUUCAUUUGCUGAUGUGGCACGACUCCAAAUGAGAAGAAACAGCUGUAAACAUCCACUAAUAAUCGGAACCUGGAAUGUACAAAGUGUGAAUCUAGGAAAAUUGGAAAUUGUCAAAAGUGAAGUGGAAUGUAUAAAGAUCGCUAUCCUAGGCAUUAGUGGACUGAGGUGGACUGAUACUGGUCAUUUUGAAUCAGAAAAUCAUAUGAUCUGCUAUGCCCAGAACCACAACUUGAAGAGGAAUGGUGCUGCAUUCAUUGUCAAAAAGAACAUUUCAAGAGCUUUCCUGAAGUACAGCGCUGACAGUGAUAGGAUAAUAUCCAUACAUCUACAAGGAAGACCAGUUAAUAUGACCAUUAUUCAAAUUUACACACCAACCACAAAUGCCAAAGAUGAAGAAAUUGAACAUUUUUACUAACUUCUGCAGUUUGAAAUUGAUCAAACAUGCAAUCAGGACACACUGAUAAUUACUGGAGAUUGCAAUGUGAAAGUUGGAAACAAAGAUGAAGGACUGGUAGUUGAAAAAUAUGGCUUUGGUAAUAGAAACGAUGCUGGAGAUCGCAUGAUUAAAUUUUGCAAGACCAAUGACUUCUUCAUUGCAAAUACCUUUUUUCACCAACAUAAACAGCUACUACACACAUGGACCUCGCUGGACAGAAUACACAGGAAUCAAAUUGACUACAUCUAUGGAAAGAGACAAUAGAAAAGCUCAAUAUCAUCAGUAGACAUAUAGAUAAAUGGACUUCAAAUUAAAAACAUUUAUGCAUCAAAGGACUGUAUCAACAAAGUUAAGAGUAAAUCCACAGAAUGGAAGAAAAUAUUUGGGAACCAUGGAUCUGAUAAGGAUUUAAUACUCAGAAUACAUAAAGAACGCCUACAAUUCAACAACAAAAAGACAACCCAAUUAAAAAAAAAAAAAUGGACAAAGGACUUGAAUAGAUAUUUCACCAAAGGAGGUAUACAAAUGGCCCAGAAGCACAGGAAAAGAUACUCAUCAUUAGUCAUUAGGGAAAUGCAAAUCAAAACCAAAAUGCGAUAACACUUCAUCUCUGCUUAGGAUGACUAAAGAUGACUACUAUAAGAAAAACAGAAAACAACCAAUUGGAACCCUCAUCCAUUGCUGGUGGGAUUGUAAAAUGUUUUAGCCACUGUGGAAAACAGUGAAUUACUGUAUGACCCAGCAAUUCCAGUCCUAGCUGCUCUACUUCUUGAGCAGGGACUCAUAUCAGUAUUCUUUGCAACAUUACCCACAAUUGCCAGAUGGUGGAAACAACCCAAGUGUCCAUCAGCAGAUGGAUGAAUAAAAAAAUGCGGUAUAUACAUACAAUUCAGCUGUAAAGAGACAUAUGAAGUUCUAUCCGUGCUGCGACAUGGAUGAACCUUGAAAACAUAAUGCUUAGUGAAAUAAGCCAGGCACAAAAGGACAAAUAUCGUAUGGUCCCACUUAUAUGAAAUAUCUAGACUAGGCAAAUGUAUAGAGGCCAAGAUUUAUUAGUGGUUUCCAGGGGAUGAUGGGAGAGGGGAGAAAUGGGGAGUUACUGAGUAAGGGGCAUUGAGUUUCUGUUAAGGGUGAUGAAAAAAUCUGGAAAAGGAUAUUGGUGUGAUGACUGUAUAACCUAUUGUUGUUAGGUGCUGUCGAGUCAUUUCUGACUCAUAAAAACCCUAAGUACAAUAGAACGAAACACUGCCUGGUCCUGCGCCGUCCUCAGAAUCGUUGCUAUCUUUGAGCGCAUUGUUGCAGCCACAUUGCCAAUCGAUUCCAUUGAGUAUCUUCCUCUUUUUCACUGACCCUCUACCUUACCAAGUAUGAGGUCCUUCUCCAGGGACUGGUCUCUCCUGGUAACAUGUCACCAAAGCAAGUGAGACAAAGUCUCGCCUUCCUUGUUUCUAAGAAGCAUUCUGGCUGUCCUUCUUCCAAGACAGAUUUGUUUGUCUGGCAGUCCAGGGUAUAUUCAGUAUUCUUUGCCAGCACUGUAAUUGAAAGGUGUCAAUUCUUCUUCAGUCUUCCUUAUUCAUUGUCCAGCUUUCACGUGCAUAGGCGGUGAUUAAAAACACCGUGGCUUGAGUCAGGUGCACCUUAGUACUCAGUAUGACAUCUUUGCUUUUUAACACUUUACAGAGGACUUUUGUAGCAGAUUUGUCCAGUGCGACAUGUUUGAUUUUUUAACUGCUGCUUCUUUGCUUCCAUGAGCAUUGAUUGUGGAUCCAAGUAAAAUGAAAUCCUUGACAACUUCAACCUUUUCUCCAUUUAUCAUGAUGUUGCUCAUUGGUCCUUUUGUUAAGAUUUUUGUUUUCUUUAUAUUGAGGUGUAAUCCAUAUUGAAGGCUGGAGUCUUUGAUCUUCAUCAGUAAGUGCUUGACGACUUCCUCACUUUCAGCAAGCAAAGUUGUAUCAUCUGCAUAAUGCAGGUUGUUAAUGAGUCUUCCUGUAAUCCUGGUGCCCCAAUCUUCUUCAUAUAGCCCAGCUUCUUGGAUUAUUUGCUCAGCAAGCAGAUUGAAUAAGUAUGGUGAAAGGAUACAACCCUGAUGCACACCUUUCCUGACUUUCAACCAUGCAGUAUCCCCGUUCCAUUCGAACAACUGCAUAACUUAGUGAAUGUAAUUACUGCAUACUUUAGUGAAUGUAAUUAAUGUCACUAAAUUGUACUAAAAAGGGUUGAAAUGGCAAAUGUUUUGUUAUAUAUGUCUUAUCACAAUAAAAGAAAAAAUUGCUUUCAUGAGGACACAUAGCUUUUGCAAUACCACCAAAAGAGUAUUGAACAUGAUUAAAAAGAAAGAAAAAAGUUCAGAAAUAUGUGAGUCUGAAAUCUAAAAGCCAGAAGUUACAUUUGACAGAACUAAAAGUUGAAAUCCUAAUGGUAGGCUGCAGGAUCUUUCAUGAAGGGUGCCCUCCCUUCCUCUCUGCCCCAGUUCCACUGCCCCCUUCUUUCUCAGCACGCCAGGCACUGUCACACCGUGGGACCUUUCAUGGGCUGUUCCAGCUUCCCAAAGGGUCUUCUUGCAGGUACCCCUUGCUCCCUUCAAGGUGAUGUUUGGCCAGAUGUCACCCUCUCAAUCAGGCUCCCUGGACCACUCUGCUGAAGACUGCAUCCUGCCUCUCCUCUGCCCCAGUCUCUCGUCUCCUGAUCCCCGUUUUCUCUUUCCACAACACCUGUUGCCUUCUGACAUACUGUAGAAUUGUCUUACUUACUUCGCCUAGUGUUUGUUAGGAGUUCCUGUGUGGUGCCAAUGGUUAGCAAACUCAGCUGCUAACUGAAAGGUCGAUGGUUUGAGUCUACCCACAGGCGCCUCAAAAGAAGGACAUGGUGUUCUGCUUCCCAAAAACCAGUCACGGAAAACCCUUUGGAGCACAGUUCUACUCUGGCACACAUGGGGUUGCUAUGAGUCAGGAUCGACUUGACCGCAGCUGGUACGGGUACUGGUAGUGUUCAUUAUUUGUCUCAAUUCACUAGAAGGUGAGCAUCUCCAGGGUGGAUUUGUUUGAUCCAUGCUGUACCUUAAAUACCUAGGACAAUACCUAUAAGGGGAGAGUCUUAAAAACUGACUGUUGAAAGUUGCUGGUGGUGUUGUCCUGGAGCAGAGCAAAGGAUUGAAUGGUGAAAAACAUUCCUGAGGGCGAUUCUGGGCAAAUGCAAGCAAGGGCUUACUUGGGAGAUGAUCACAGUAGCUCUUGUACCAUCUGAGACUCUAUUGCACCUGCCAACCGAGAAUAACAAGGUUAGGGCUUUGAAGUUGUGAUAUGAUGUGGAUUGCCUUAGCCAGGCUGUAUUUUGCUUGUCAAUUAAUCAAGGUCUUACAGUGAUUUUAACUCAGGGAAGAGGUCCGUAGUAGUAUAUCAUGGAAUGUAUGUUAUUCUAGCCUCCCUGCCUUUGUUUGUCCACUGUAACUCUUUUCUAUGGUUGUGGCUUUGUCGGAACCUGCUGCAGAUUUUCUUUUUUGCC